Molecule: messenger RNA, 8215 nt
Organism: Cololabis saira (Pacific saury)
Lineage: Eukaryota; Metazoa; Chordata; Actinopteri; Beloniformes; Belonidae
Gene: acacb
Product: acetyl-CoA carboxylase beta
Exons: 55
Coding region: 67-7344 (2425 amino acids)
Biological process (GO): fatty acid biosynthetic process
Molecular function (GO): acetyl-CoA carboxylase activity; metal ion binding; ATP binding
Source: RefSeq, a predicted model, not a curated record
AGGACUGUUGCUGCUGCUGGAAUCUCACUGGUGUCAAACAGUGGAAUCUCUGGAGGAUGUCUGCGAAUGCCUCUGUUUGCAGCUUUGGGAUUGAUCUUGUGGAUUGUAUUACUAUUGUGGAGAAUUAAUACCAAGACAGCAGCAAUGCCUUUAAAAGGAGAAGAAACUCCACCUCUCUGUGGCCUAGCUCCACUUGAGGAAGAUGCAUCCACUACUCGCACCCCUCCUCAAGCCAGCCAACAUUCCCAGUUAACGGUGGCUGCAACUUCAACAUGCAAUGAGCCAAGCAACUUUCUGGCCAGUGAUGGGUCUGCAAGUCUUGGAGUCAAAACAGUGGAGUGUGAUCCAUCACAGGCUUCCACUGAGGUCACAAAGAAUCCCUGCAAAGCAAGAACACCGAUGCUCAGCUCAGGGCCCGAGGAGAGGAAGCGUCUUAAAUUCAUUCUUGGUGCAUCAGAGGAUUACUCCUCAGACGAUGAAGUUCUGACAACGAAACCUCCAAGCGGAGCAUGUCAGUCACCAGUUUCCCUCAUUAAAUCUUCCACAGAGCAGACACCCCCCGAAGUGUCACCACCCAGCUCUUCAAUCAUCAAGCCUAGCAUGUCGGGUCUUCACUUGGUGAAAAAAGGACGUGAACACAGAAAGAUGGAUCUACAGAGGGACUUCACUGUGGCCUCCCCAGCUGAGUUCGUCACAAGAUUCGGUGGCACCCGUGUUAUAGAAAAGGUGUUGAUAGCUAAUAAUGGCAUUGCAGCAGUGAAAUGUAUGCGGUCCAUCCGCCGAUGGUCCUAUGAAAUGUUUCGAAAUGAGAGGACCAUUCGCUUUGUGGUCAUGGUAACCCCUGAAGACUUGAAAGCUAAUGCAGAGUACAUUAAAAUGGCUGAUCAUUAUGUGCCUGUGCCCGGUGGCUCCAACAAUAACAACUAUGCCAACGUAGAGCUGAUUGUAGACAUUGCAAAGAGAAUACCAGUGCAGGCUGUGUGGGCCGGUUGGGGCCAUGCAUCUGAAAAUCCCAAACUGCCUGAACUCCUGAACAAAGCAGAGAUAACAUUCUUAGGGCCGUCCAGUAAAGCCAUGUGGGCUUUAGGCGAUAAGGUGGCUUCUUCUAUUGUGGCCCAGAGUGCUGACAUUCCUACGCUACCAUGGAGCGGAUCAGGCCUGAGAACCGAGUGGACUGAAGAGGACCAAAAAGGUGGCAAAAUAAUCAGCGUUCCUCCAGAGGUCUACACAAAAGGCUGUGUUCAUGAUGUAGAGGAUGGUCUUGCAGGAGCUGAAAGAAUAGGUUAUCCUGUCGUUAUUAAGGCCUCAGAGGGUGGAGGUGGAAAGGGCAUCCGAAAGGUUGAAAAUUCAGAGGACUUUCCAGGUUUUUUUAGACAGGUUCAGGCAGAAGUACCUGGAUCACCCAUCUUCAUCAUGCAGCUGGCGCAACAUGCCAGACACCUUGAGGUGCAGAUACUAGCCGAUGAGUAUGGAAACGCUAUCUCUUUAUUUGGACGAGACUGUUCCAUCCAGAGAAGGCACCAGAAGAUCAUAGAGGAGGCUCCCGCCACCAUAGCUGACCUCUCAACACUUGAGCAAAUGGAGGAGUAUGCUGUGCGAAUGGCCAAGAUGGUGGGUUACGUAAGCGCUGGUACUGUGGAAUAUCUCUACUCGGAAGAUGGUAGCUUCCACUUUCUGGAGCUGAAUCCUCGUUUGCAGGUGGAACAUCCUUGUACAGAGAUGAUCGGAGAUGUCAAUUUGCCAGCGGCCCAACUUCAGAUUGGAAUGGGCAUUCCCCUUUUUAGAAUUAAGGACUUGCGAUUGCUUUAUGGAGAGACUCCAUGGGGCGACGCCGCCAUUAGCUUUGAGACUUCAAGUUACAUUCCCAGUCCACGAGGACACGUAAUAGCUGUUCGCAUCACCAGUGAGAACCCUGAUGAGGGCUUCAAGCCCAGCUCCGGCACGGUGCAGGAACUGAACUUCCGCAGCAGUAAAAAUGUCUGGGGCUAUUUCAGCGUUGGGGCAACUGGUGGCCUCCAUGAAUUUGCAGAUUCCCAGUUUGGACACUGUUUCUCAUGGGGUGAAAACCGCGGAGAGGCCAUUUCGAACAUGGUGGUAGCGAUGAAGGAGCUCUCCAUCAGAGGUGAUUUCAGGACAACGGUUGAAUACCUCAUUAAGAUACUAGAGACCGAAAGCUUCAGAAACAAUGACAUCCACACCGGCUGGUUGGAUCAUCUCAUUGCAGAGAAAAUUCAGGCAGAGAGACCAGAUACCAUGCUGGGUAUUGUCUGUGGAGCUUUGCAUGUUGCUGAUUCCAGCUUCAGAAAGAGCAUGUCAGACUACCUGCAUUCUCUGGAAAGAGGUCAGGUACUGCCUGCAGCCAGUUUGCUCAACUCCGUCAAUGUGGACCUGAUAUACGAAGGAGUGAAAUACUGCCUGAAGGUUGCUCGACAAUCCCCAACAACUUAUGUCAUCAUGAUGAAUGGGUCCAUCAUUGAAAUAGAUGUCCACAGGUUGAGUGAUGGCGGCCUCCUGCUAUGCUACGAUGGAAGCAGCCACAUCACCUACAUGAAGGAGGAAAUAGACAGGUACCGCAUAGUUGUUGGCAACAAGACUUGUGUGUUUGAGAAGGAGAAGGAUCCCACAGUGCUAAGGUCCCCCUCUGCUGGCAAACUGCUGCAGUACUUGGUUGAGGAUGGAGGUCAUAUUGGUGCAGGAGAAACCUAUGCAGAGAUUGAGGUGAUGAAGAUGGUGAUGACGCUGACUGUCCAGCAGUCUGGUUGUAUACACUUUGUGAAGAGGCCAGGGGCAGUUCUGGAGUCUGGCUGUGUCAUGGCACACAUAGACCUGGAUGACCCUAGCAGUAUACAUAGGGUGGAACUCUACACAGCUACGCUCCCACCCCAACAACCACUGCCCAUGGUUGGGGAAAAGCUUCAUCAGGUGUUUCACAGCAUCCUCGACAACUUGGUUAAUGUGAUGGAUGGGUACUGCCUCGGAGAGCCUUAUUUCACCAGCAAGCUGAAAGAAUGGGUAGCCACCCUGAUGAAAACUCUAAGAGAUCCCUCUCUUCCCCUGCUGGAACUCCAAGAAAUCAUGACCAGCGUGGCCAGUCGUAUUCCCCCUACUGUUGAGAAAGAUAUCCGCAAGGUCAUGGCUCAGUACGCGAGCAACAUCACCUCCGUCCUCUGCCAGUUCCCCAGCCAAAGGAUUGCAAACAUUUUAGACAGCCAUGCAGCAACACUUCAGAGGAAGGCUGACCGUGAGGUUUUCUUCAUGAACACUCAAAGUAUUGUACAGUUGGUACAGAGAUACCGCAGUGGAAUUCGUGGUUACAUGAAAUCUGUGGUUCUUGACCUGCUGAAGCGAUACCUCCAAGUAGAGAUACAGUUUCAGCAAGCCCACUAUGAUAAGUGUGUCAUCAACCUGAUGGAGCAGUUCAAACCGAACAUGAGUCCCGUGCUCGACUCAAUCUUCUCUCACGCGCAGGUGUCCAAGAAGAACGUCUUGGUCACAAUGCUAAUUGACCAGUUGUGUGGACGGGAUCCCACCCUGGCAGACGAGCUCAUGGCCAUUCUGAAUGAACUCACACAAUUGAGCAAAAUGGAGAACUCAAAGGUGGCUUUGAGAGCCAGACAGGUAUUGAUUGCCUCUCAUCUGCCGUCAUAUGAACUAAGACACAACCAGGUGGAGUCCAUUUUCCUGUCAGCCAUUGAUAUGUAUGGACACCAGUUUUGCCCAGAAAACUUGAAGAAACUCAUUCUCUCUGAAACCUCAAUUUUUGACGUUUUGCCCAACUUCUUCUACCACUCCAAUCAAGUGGUGUGCAUGGCUGCCUUGGAGGUGUAUGUUCGCAGAGCUUACAUUGCUUAUGAGCUGAAUAGCAUUCAGCAUCACCAGCUGCUGGAUGGGGCGUGUGCCGUAGACUUCCAGUUUAUGCUGCCGACAUCGCAUCCAAACAGAGGGAGCAGCGCUACUCUGAACAGGCUUGCUGUGCCAGUGAGUGGAUCAGGCCAGGGUAAGAUAAAUCGGCAGGGCAGUGAGCUCUUCAUGGAUGGAGCCUUCUCUCCACCCUGCCAGCGCAUGGGAGCCAUGGUGGCGUUCCAGUGUUUCGACGACUUCAGAAGGGAUUUUGAUGAAGUUCUGUCAAGUUUUGCAGAGACGCUCUCGGGGGGUCCUUCAUUCUUAGAGUCCUGCUCAAGUUUAUAUGAGGAGGAGAACAUCAAGAACACCAGGGAGAACCCAAUCCACAUCAUCAAUGUGUCCAUAAAAUCAGUAGACACUGAAGACGAUAAUUCCUUGGUCGAAGCUUUGACAGCUUUUGCUCAGUCAAAGAAGGAUGUCCUCUUUGAGUACGGAAUCAGGAGAAUCACAUUUUUGCUAGCACAGAAGAGAGAAUUUCCCAAGUUCUUCACAUUCAGAGCGCGAGAUGGGUUCCAAGAGGAUCGUAUUUACCGAAAUCUGGAGCCGGCUUUAGCAUUUCAGCUGGAGCUCAAUCGAAUGAGGAAUUUUGACCUGACAGCUGUUCCCUGUGCCAACCACAAAAUGCACCUGUACCGGGGAGCUGCUCGUGUCCAGGAGGGUGCUGAAGUGACAGACUACCGCUUCUUCAUCAGAGCAAUUAUCCGACACUCUGAUCUCGUCACAAAGGAAGCUUCUUUUGAAUACCUUCAAAAUGAAGGAGAACGUCUUCUACUAGAGGCUAUGGAUGAGUUGGAGGUGGCCUUCAGCAACACCAGCGUCCGCACAGACUGUAAUCAUAUCUUUCUCAACUUCGUCCCCACUGUCAUCAUGGAUCCGUCUAAAAUAGAGGAGUCUGUCCGCUCCAUGGUGAUGCGCUAUGGCAGUCGUCUGUGGAAGCUACGCGUCCUGCAGGCAGAGCUGAAGAUGUACAUUCGUCUGACACCAACUGGGAAUGCACUUCCUAUCCGCCUAUUUCUCACUAAUGAAUCGGGCUAUUAUUUGGACAUCAGUCUUUAUAAAGAAGUCACUGACUCAAGCUCUGGACAGAUCACGUUCCUGUCGUAUGGAGACAAGCAGGGUCUUUUGCAUGGCAUGCUGAUUAACACUCCCUAUGGGACAAAAGACCUGCUGCAAGCCAAACGCUUCCAAGCUCAAACUCUGGGAACUACAUACGUGUAUGAUUUCCCUGAGAUGUUCAGACAGGCAUUAUUCAAGCUGUGGGGUUCAGGAAACAAAUGCCCUAAAGAUGUGCUGAAUUGUACUGAACUCGUUCUGGACCCAGAAGGCCGACUUGUGCAGAUGAACCGCCUGCCCGGAGACAAUGAUGUGGGAAUGGUUGCCUUCAGGAUGAAGAUGAAGACUAGAGAGUACCCAGAGGGCAGAGACAUUAUUGUCAUCUGUAAUGACAUUACUCAUAUGAUCGGCUCAUUUGGCCCUCAGGAGGAUGAACUUUUCCUGAGGGCUUCUGAGUUAGCUCGGCUGGAGGGCAUUCCACGUAUUUACAUCUCAGCCAACAGUGGAGCUCGCAUCGGGCUCGCCGAAGAGGUCAAGCACAUGUUCCAAGUGGCCUGGAUUGACCCCAACGAUCCCUAUAAGGGAUUUAAGUACCUGUACUUGACACCACAGGAUUACACCCGUAUCAGCUCCACCAAUUCGGUUCACUGUCGCCAUGUAGAGGAAGGAGGAGAAUCCAGGUACAUCAUCACUGACAUCAUUGGGAAUGAGGACGGUAUUGGUGUUGAGAACCUGCGAGGUUCAGGCACCAUUGCCGGAGAAUCUUCUCAGGCCUAUGACGAGAUCAUUACCAUCAGUAUGGUGACUUGUCGCGCUAUUGGAAUUGGAGCUUAUCUGGUCCGUUUGGGGCAGAGAGUCAUCCAAGUGGAGAACUCUCACAUUAUCUUAACUGGAGCAGGCGCUCUGAACAAGGUUUUGGGAAGAGAAGUCUACACUUCCAACAACCAGCUGGGAGGAGUUCAGAUCAUGUACAAUAAUGGAGUCACACACACCUGUGUGCCUGAUGACUUUGAGGGUGUCUUCACCAUCCUGCAGUGGCUCUCGUACAUGCCAAAGAAUAAAAACUCCCCCGUGCCGAUUAUCAGCACUACAGACCCUGUAGACAGAGAGAUAGAAUUCACUCCAACUAAAGCACCAUAUGACCCCCGCUGGAUGCUCGCCGGCAGACCUCACCCCAUGGUGAAAGGUGCUUGGGAGAGUGGAUUCUUUGACCACGGCUCUUUCAUGGAGAUCAUGGGCUCUUGGGCUCAGACCAUAGUUGUGGGCAGAGCAAGAUUAGGAGGAAUCCCCCUCGGUGUCAUCGCUGUUGAAACACGCACAGUUGAGGUGUCAAUCCCAGCAGAUCCCGCCAACCCUGAUUCAGAAUCUAAAGUUCUGCAGCAGGCUGGCCAGGUGUGGUUCCCCGAUUCUGCUUUUAAAACGGCUCAAGCGAUUUCUGACUUCAACCGGGAAAAUCUGCCUCUCAUGGUGUUUGCCAACUGGAGAGGCUUUUCAGGGGGAAUGAAAGAUAUGUAUGACCAGGUGCUGAAGUUUGGUGCCUAUAUUGUGGAUUCCCUGCGUGGUUUCCAUCAGCCAGUCUUGGUGUACAUCCCACCACAGGCAGAGCUGAGAGGGGGUUCCUGGGUAGUCAUAGACCCCACCAUCAACCCACUAUGUAUGGAGCUCUAUGCUGACCGGGAGAGCAGAGGUGGUGUUCUGGAGGCUGAGGGCACAGUGGAAAUCAAAUUCAGGAGGAAGGACUUGCUGAAGGCCAUGAGAAGACUAGAUUCAGUCUAUGCUCAUCUGGUUGAAAAGCUUGCUUCUCCAGAGUUGCCUAACAAAGAGAGUAAAGAGUUGGAGGCGAAGCUCAAAGCGAGGGAGGAAUUCCUGUUGCCCAUUUACCACCAGGUGGCAGUGCAGUUCGCGGAUCUCCAUGACACUCCAGGCAGGAUGCAAGAGAAAGGAGUCAUCACUGAUAUUUUGGACUGGAAGAAUGUGCGGGCCUUUUUCUACUGGCGUCUGCGCCGCCUCCUGCUGGAACAGGUGGUAAAAUGUGAGAUUCUGCAGGCCAAUAAGGAUCUCAGUGAUGGGCACAUGCAGUCAAUGCUGCGGCGCUGGUUUGUGGAAACAGAGGGAACAGUCCAGGCUUACCUCUGGGACAAUAACCAGGUGGUGGUCGAGUGGCUUGAGAAGCAUUUGUCCAAAGAGGAUGGCACCCGAUCAGCCAUCCGCGAAAACAUCAAGUACUUGAAAAGAGAAAACGCUUUGAAACACAUUCGCAGCCUGGUGCAUGUCAACCCUGACGUUGCCAUGGACUGCAUCAUCCACAUGAGCCAGUACAUCACUCCCUCCCAGAGAGCCACGGUGUCGCAUUUGCUUGCAACUAUGGACAGCACAGACACCAGUUAAGCUGCAAGAUUUAUGGAUAAUGCUAUUGAAGAGAACAAAAAAGAUUAAAUUGUAGUCUGUUGCACUGUUAAUGUGUAUAGGUACAAAAUCACCUUCAAAGGUCGGGAUGCAAAGCUAAAAUAUUCUUGAAUUUCAGGAUUGUAGACUAUAAAAUAAUGCACAAAGAUACCCUUGCUGUACUGAGUGACAUUUCUGUUUGUGUCAUUAGCCACAUAGUUUGGAAAAUAUCCUUACUAUUCAGGGUACACAUUCAUUCAUUUCAAAUACUCCAAUAAUUUGCCCCCCCCUGCUCCUCAGGCAAUCACUGUAAUGCACAUUUCACUUUGCUGAGUUUGUACACAGCAAAAAAUGUACUUUGCCUCACUAAAUCCUGUGCAGAAUGUCAAGGCCAGAGUUUUACUAGAUUUUAUAAAAUGGGGAUGUUCGAUACUUGAGUGCCAGUUGUAAUGUUUAAAAAUGUAAAAAAUGAAUGUGUGUUUUUCUUUGAAUGUGCAGUGAAAAAUAAGCUCAGAUAACCUAAUUUUUGAUAUAAAUUGAAACAAAGAAAAACAUUUUAAUGCCAGAAAUAUUUUUUUUUUAUGUUUUUGUUUUUCUUUUUUGCACUGUAAGUUGCAGUUUGAGUGAUCAAAGAUGCUGUGACACUAUGAUACUUCUCAGCAUUAAAAAAAAACUUGGCAAAUAAGGCUGUAAAUCCCAAAACUCAGGUUUCACCAGAAGUGCACAUUAACUGCCAAAGUGGUCCUUCAGCCGACAUGCCGCCUAGCCUUAUCACUGAUCAAACAUCAGCCAUGACAUAUUUUUGUAGUGUAUUUAAAUGUUUCAUGUGUCUUUUAUUUCAAAAGAUGUCUGUUAAUAAAUGUCAUCAAUGCGA